AAAACUCUUUGUUGUGUCUUCUCUCGUGUGAGUGUGUGAGUGCAAGUGUGAGGCCUUUGAGUGCUUGAGUUUAUUAUUCUCUUUCCCCUGUUCCUCGAUUCCAAUACCCAUCACGCAAGACAUUUGGCGCUCAAGUGAGAACCUCUCAAAGUUUUCUGUGGUGCCAAUCCCUUCCGGCCAGACAUCUGAGCUCGCACUCUUUAAAGGCCUUGGCGCUACUCUGGGCCCUUCAGUCCUGAAAAGUUACCAUCUUCAUCCGGGGUAGUUCGCCAUUUUCUUUGCUUCGCCACAGACACGAGAACGGCCAAAGACCUCAUUCCUUUCAAAUUGAUGAGUAAGAAUGGCCCUUACUCUGUCAAGCUUCAGAGCUGGAUGUUGGAUUUGGGCGCGUUAAUAUCGUUAGCACCUGCAGCCACUUGGAUUUGGCACACUAACCUCCCCAUGCAUUACUGGAACCAUUCUACCAUUCUGUCGAUCAUGAAACCCCUCGCGCCGCUACCGCAUGAAGUUGAAGUCUUCGUCAGAGCUCGGGGUUAUUGCAUGAUGGCGGAUAUUUUCUCCCCCUCAGAUAGGGAAAGACACCAUUCAACCACUGCACCGUCAUCCCUCCCAGAGGCCCUAGGUGUUUCUGUUAACCUGCUGCAUAAUCCCAGUCUGAGUGUUGCCCAUCUAGCUGUAACGCACCUGACAACCACCCUCUCCGAGAAAGAAAAGGCCCCUUUUCUCUUCCUGACAGCUCAUCAUCAUUCCUGGAAGCCUGUCCCUCGGUAGGACGGCACAACAUCUUUCCUUGUCUCAGUGCGGUGAUUGGCCCACACACAUGGAAACCUUCAUAAAAAAUUACUUUGAACAAUCCCUGCCAGGCUGCAAUGAACCACACUCAGAUCAUCAAGGAUGGUGUUCGCCGAAUCUCUCUCCCUCUAACGGUUGAGUCUCGUUCUCACCAUGACAUAACUCUGUGGCAGUGGGAGAUGGGGCCAAGUGGCUAGGUCAAGAUGGGGGCAGAUCCACGAUGGCCAAUCCCAUGCUGACAAGUGGUACAGAAUGAUGGCUCUUUAUUAGUAUUAAUUAGUAUUAAUUAGUAAAGGAUCUUAAAAUUAGCGUGGAUGUAAUGUUUAUAUUGAACUUUAACCAAUGGCUACAUGUGUCAUGUAGAGCAAAGCACUUAUUGUCCAUUAUCUUUUGGAAAUAUUAAAAACUAUG
Messenger RNA from Dioscorea cayenensis subsp. rotundata (Guinea yam), 1203 nucleotides. RefSeq lists its product as uncharacterized. The record is from RefSeq and is a predicted model, not a curated record. Lineage: Eukaryota; Viridiplantae; Streptophyta; Magnoliopsida; Dioscoreales; Dioscoreaceae. The transcript is spliced from 2 exons. The coding region runs from base 331 to 771 and encodes 146 amino acids.